CUCUUGUCACUGUCUCGCAGCUUCUCCGGUAAAGCGUCUCCUUUGUGGCGUGUCAACGACGACUAGCAGAGGAUGGCGGAGAUCGAGCAGCCCACUGAAAAUGGUCUCUACGUUGGUGUAAUCAAGGGAGGUCUGAAGCCGGCGAUGCGACUCAUCGUCAUGGGGAUUGUCGAUCCACAGCCCAGAAGCAUUAGUAUGAACUUAACUUGUAAUUCCAACGAAGAGGAAAAGGAUGUUGGGCUGCAGGUCCUAGUGAACUUUCUAGACCGCACAGUCAUCCGAAAUUCUAAAGUCUCUGGGACAUGGGGCAAGGAGGAAAAGAGCAUCCCUUACUUUCCUUUCGCAGGAGGAGAGCCUUUCAAAAUGGAAAUCUUCUGUGAGCAUCAGCAGUUUCGGAUACUGGUGGACGGACAGCCGUUGUGUGGAUUUACUCAUCGCAUCAAAGAACUCCAAUCUAUAAAUGUUCUCCAGAUCUCAGGUGACAUGCGUCUCACCAAAGUGGCCUGAGGAAGAGGUUGGCAGCACAGUAACUGUGGAGGGUUGGGUGGUUUAGCAGUUUUUAUAAUAAGUGAAUGUAUUUUUGCUUAUAAAUGUGUACUUUUGUAAUAUUUGGACUGUUUUGUUGACCCCGGCUUGUUUAUUGAGUGGAGUAAGAAAGCAUUGUAUUUGUGUACAACACCAACUGCAAGUGCAACACACCGCACUUCUGGGUCCAUUUUCUCCCACAAAUACUUUUCCUGCUUUUACCACGUGUUGACACAUCCAUUAGGGACGGUCAUUUUAAUUUACAGAUGACAGGGUUUCUCAAUAUAUUAUUAAACUCCUUUUUUUAGCAUUUCUACUUUUUUUUGGAACGAGAUAGCCUGUCCAUUACCAUAGGUGGACUGAUGAUCCUUGAACUUUCAAGUCCUAAAAGAAUAUAAAACAACAGAAGUGCUAAAUCAACACAAUAAUGGCCACUAGACUCUGAUUCAAGUUGGCUGUCAGACCAGAGAUGCUAGUAUGCAUUUACGGUGGUGAAAGUUUUUUUUUUGUUGUAAUUUUUUUAUAUAUUGGAUACUGAAUGUUCUUUGAUAUAACACAUGGAUUUAAAAACAGGUUGUGUGCCUAUUGUGUUAGCGUUGAAUCAAUAAAAAGACAAUCACCACUA
Molecule: messenger RNA, 1150 nt
Organism: Erpetoichthys calabaricus (reedfish)
Lineage: Eukaryota; Metazoa; Chordata; Cladistia; Polypteriformes; Polypteridae
Product: Galectin-related protein A-like
Exons: 5
Coding region: 73-507 (144 amino acids)
Molecular function (GO): carbohydrate binding
Source: RefSeq, a predicted model, not a curated record